This is a messenger RNA of Lachancea lanzarotensis, 3687 nucleotides long. It is a transcript of the gene SMC1, whose product is annotated as LALA0S08e04368g1_1. NCBI's taxonomy places the organism in Eukaryota, Fungi, Ascomycota, Saccharomycetes, Saccharomycetales, Saccharomycetaceae. Gene Ontology annotation, cellular component: chromosome; nucleus; cohesin complex. Gene Ontology annotation, molecular function: ATP binding; DNA binding; ATP hydrolysis activity. The transcript has a single exon. The record is from RefSeq and is a predicted model, not a curated record. Bases 1 to 3687 code for a protein of 1228 amino acids. Gene Ontology annotation, biological process: sister chromatid cohesion.
AUGGGUCGUCUACUAGGUCUAGAGCUGUGCAACUUCAAGUCCUAUAAAGGAACCGUCAAAAUAGGUUUUGGAGACUCGAAUUUCACAAGUAUCAUAGGACCCAAUGGAUCGGGAAAGUCUAAUCUGAUGGAUGCAAUCUCGUUUGUGCUGGGAGUCAAAAGCGUGCAUCUGCGAUCCCACCUGCUGACCGAUCUUAUUUAUCGUGGCAGUUUGGGUGGAGGAGAGGAAGGUGGUCAGUCAUUGUCAAGUGAGGAAUCGCCCGAUCAGCCGUCAAGUGCAUAUGUCAAGGCAUUCUACAGCCCAACAAACAGUUCUGACGAUUUUGUAGAGCUUUGUCGAAUUGUCACCAGGGGCCAAGACAGCACCUACCAGAUUGACGGCAAAACCAUCAGUUACAAAAAAUACAGUGAUUUUCUCGAGAGUCAAAACAUUCUCAUCAAAGCACGCAAUUUCCUCGUGUUUCAGGGUGACGUAGAGCAAGUAGCGUCCCAGAAGCCCCAGGAGCUCACCGCUUUGCUCGAACAGGUUUCGGGUUCCAUUCAGUACAAGCACGAAUACGAUCAACUGAGGGAAGAGCUCGAAAAUACGAGAUCUUCAACUUCAGAGCUCAUUCAGUCUCGAAAACGCGCUCAUGCUGGUCUCAAAAGUUUCAAGGAAGGCAUCAACAGAGAUGAAGAGUAUCGCAAGUACCUUAGAGAACGCCAAGAGGUUCAGCAGCGUCUUGUGGUUUGGCAGUUGUUCCAUUUGGAAAAGCGGAAAGAAGCCCUGAGUAAAGAAAUAGAAAGUUCAAAAUCCGAGUUAGGCGUAAUUGAGUCUCGCUUGAGUCUAGAAGAAGACCUUUUGAAAAAGCAGCAAACUUCCUUUGCAAAAGCUCAAAGCGCCAUCCUCAAACAGAGACUACAACUUUCAGCGAAAGUGAAGAGUAAAGAGUCCUUAACAUCAUCAUUGCUACCCAUAGAUAGUGCAAAAGAAAGUGUUGUGAAACGAAUUCAAGCUGCUACAGACAGGAUAGAGCUUUUGCAAAAGGACGUCGACAGGCAAGAAUCGCUGAUCAAACAAUACUCCCACCAGCUAAAUGUGGUGAAUAAAGCUAAGGUCAGUGCUCGCAGUGAGAUGGAUGAAGCAGCGAACACGAGUGGGGACUACAAAUUGAGCGAUGAGGAUUUACAAACUUACGAAAAGCUCAAAGAAUCUUACCUAAGUUCUGGUGGGUCGAGUUUCGAGGAUAGAUUGCUUCUGGAAGCGAACGACAAACGAGAGCUGCUUGACGAGAUGGAUCUCUACACUCAAAAGCUCAAUGAGUCGAUGGAAAAGGUUAACGAAGAGCUGGGACUGGAACAGUUGAGCUUAGAAGCCGAGGUCGAACAAUUAGGGAAGGAAGUGAAAGAAAACUCAGCACAGCUGUCGAGCUUGGUUAAAAGACUGAAAAGUCUUCAGUCACAGGCUGAAUCCAACAGUAACAAAGAGUAUGAAAUGAAUUACAAGCUGAAAGAAACACUGGUCAAGCUCGAUGACAUGAAUGCUACACAGAGGGAAACAGUGAAGGAGCGAAAAAUCAGAGAAAACGUUUCGACGUUAAGACGACUAUUUCCUGGAGUGAAAGGUCUCGUCCACGACUUGUGUCGUCCAAAAAAGGACAAGUAUGCCAUCGCAGUCUCCACUGUGCUCGGAAUGAAUUUCGACUCAGUCAUAGUAGACAACCUCUCGGUCGCGCAGCAAUGCAUUUCGUUUUUGAAGAAGCAGCGCUCUGGAAUAAUAUCAUUCAUUCCUUUGGACACAAUAUCAGUCAACAAAAUUUCUAUGCAUUCUGCGGAUGCAGAAGGUUCAAUGCUGGCAAUCGAUGCCAUUGACUACGAGCCGGAACUGGAGAAAGCUUUCGAGUUUGUUUGUUCAGAUGCAAUCCUUUGCGAUACACUAUCAAUUGCCAAGGAUCUCAGAUGGGGAAAAGGUGUGAAGUCCAAGCUUGUCACUCUUGAAGGCUCCAUCGUACACAAGGCAGGGCUGAUGACAGGUGGUACGUUGAAAAGUUCAGGAAAUAGAUGGGAUAAGGAAGAAUAUCAGAAUCUCAUGUCAUUGAAGGAUACCCUUCUUCGCGAGAUUGCAGAAAUCUCCUCUUCUACUCGGUCCGACCUCGAGAAGAUUAGGGAAUUGGACAACUCGUUGUCCUUGAAGAGUACAGAUUCUGCGGACUUAAAAACGAGAUUCUCUCAUACACAAAGAUUGUUGAAGGAAAAGCAGGUAGAAAUCGAUUAUCAGAAAGAACUUGCAGAACAAGAGUUCAAGCCGCAGAUUGAAAGACUACGCAACAAAGCUGAAGAACACGAAAGAAAAAUCACUGAAGUGCAAGUACAAAAGAAAGCGCUUCAAGAUUCCAUAUAUGCCGAGUUCACGAAGAAGGUUGGAUUUACGGUGGAAGAAUAUGAAGCCCAUUCGGGUGAGUUGAUGCGCAAACAGUCUGAAGAUUUGCGUAAAUUGCAGAUGCAAAUUGUCACAAUUGAAAAGAAACUGGAGUUCGAAAACGAAAGGCUCAAGGCAACACAGGAACGCCAACAGAAAGCUCAGGUGGAUGUAGAAAAGGCAAAAUUAAGGCUAGAUGCCCUUGAAACGAGUGGAAACAAAAUCACGGCCCAGAUCUCGGAACAAGAUGCAGAAAUACAACAAGAGGAAACUCGCUUGGAGCAAUCACAGCUGGAGGUCAGCAAACUGUCUUUAGGAUUGAACUCCCUGGAGGAGACAAUUACAGAACUGACCGAUAGCUUGCACAGCUGUAGGAGCCAGCAUGCCGGACAGUCCGAGAAUCUCGAAAAAACGCUUUUGGAAAAGAUAAGCAUUCUAAAGAAUUGCAAAAUGCUCAAUAUUGAACUUCCGGAGGGUUCUUCUUCGCUCGAGGAAAUCUCACUUAACAAAGUGGACGACGAUGCCUUGCAAGUCGCGAAUAAUAUCGUUAUUGGGUUCUCCGGAUUGAGCCGCAAGCUUCGUCAAAAUGACACAGACGAGGUUGAAAAAGAUUUGAAGAAAAACAUCGCGGAGCUAGAAGAGCUGCUUGCAGUGCUGCAACCUAAUUCCAAAGCUGCUGGAAGGUACGAGGACGCCAAGGUCAAAUACGACCAAAUUUUCGCAGAAACGGAACGCAGUAAGGCCGCAGAAAAGGUCGUCAACGACAAGUUUUCUGCAGUGCGUAAUCUGCGAAAGGACGCGUUUGAGAAAGCAUUUGAUCACAUCAGUGAGACGAUCGAGGGCGUUUACCGCGAGUUGACACGUGACCCGAAUUCGACUGCAGCUCUUGCCGGUGGACAUGCGAGCUUGACGUUGGAGGACGAAGACGAGCCAUAUUUGGCCGGGGUACGGUACCACGCCACACCGCCUGCUAAACGUUUCAAAGACAUGGAGUAUCUUUCUGGCGGUGAGAAAACAAUUGCUGCGCUGGCGCUGUUGUUUGCGAUCAAUUCGUUCCAGCCAAGCCCGUUUUUCAUUCUAGACGAGGUCGAUGCCGCCCUGGACAUCUCCAACGUCGAGCGUAUUGCCACUUAUAUCCGGCGACAAGCACGCUCAGACCUGCAGUUUAUCGUUAUUUCUCUGAUCAACACCAUGUUUGAGAAAUCCCAAUCUUUGGUCGGAGUUUUCCGCCAGCAGACCCGCAACACGUCUCAGGCGCUGACGUUGAACUUAGAAAACUACGCCGAUUAA